AUUUCAAUGUUUCAUUUCGUCAAGUUAAUACGUCAAGUGAAACCAAACCACAUCCCAAAAAAUCCCUUGGUUUUGCUUAAUAAAAUAAUGACUAUAUUUUAUUCGAACGCAUAACCCAACAGAGAGUGGAGGUAGAUACACAAGCCACGAUUCUUCUCCCCUGUAACCAGACUUAUUUUGUGUUUCGCUAAAAAUAGCAAACUUGCAGACCAGAAGCCACACAUAUUCGCAACUUGUCUUUUUCGCAGAUUCCUCAGGAGACGUUUAGUGUCAUACAUGCACACAUUUUUUUUGCUUGGAGAUGAUUCAUAAACUCGUUCUCCUUACUUGAAAGUGAACGUUUGCUGUGUCACAAAGUGCGAAAGGGUUUGGAACCAAGUAUCGAUUAAACUAAUCUGCAAAAAAAUACACACCAAGUUUUUGCCGAGUCUCAAUUAUUUCCAUUUCUCGCAUGCCAAAAUGUGUCGUUUGUUUGGCAUAUAGCGUGACAGAAAAGUGCCUAGCCAAAUUUAUACACAUAGUUUGACACGAUAUCGAUAUCCGUUUAUAUGUACAUAUAGAAAGAAACCGUACACAACAAAUCCAUCUAUCCAAAGGUUGACGUCCUAUUGUUCUGUUGCUUUCUCCUGGUUUCUCAUUACUCGUUCGGGAAAGGUGCCAGUGUCCGCUUUUCACUUUACUUUCUCCUGUUGUGACAACUAUCUCCUAGUAAUCGCGUCUUUUUUUUGUGUCACACUUUGUUUACGACAUGACGGAAGUGUUGCCCAUGACGGAGGUGUCGUCGGACGAGAAAUCUAGUCGAUAUCCGACCACCAUGAAUGUGAACAGAUACGCGACAAAGAAGACGAUCGCCCAGGGAAUGCUUGACAUUGCUCUGUUAACGGCUAAUGCGUCCCAGUUGAAGUACGUCCUCCAAGUGGGGAAGGAACGCCAUCCCUUUUACACGCUAAUGGUCACUCUAAUUUCCAUCUCGAUCGUGUUGCAGGUGACCGUCGGGAUAUGUUUCCUAUUUAUUGGGUCCUUAAACAUCAACAAGCCAAAGUCACAGAGGACCGCAGACAUUUUAAAUAACUUGAUCACCCUGCAAAUUUUUAUAAUCACGACGAUCAACGUGGUCAUCUCAUCCUUCGGAAUUGAGCAUGUGAUAAUUGAAGAGGACAAGUACAACAAAAAAAGUGGAUUGGUCAGGAGGGAAACGCCCCAAAUAUUUGAGACGGGCCAAGCCGUCCAAUUUUUCGCAAAUUCUACCAUCAACACGGGGAGGAUAUUGUUUGAUGAGAGUUCUUUAUAACUUAUUCGUACAUAGCACUAUUUAAAUAAAUAAUAGCAAUUAAUAUGUAGAGAACCGUUAUAUUAAGUAUUUUGUACGUGGUGCAUAUAAAUAUUUAUUUAUGUAUAUUGAGUGACAGCUUGAAGGAAAUAAAUAAAUGUGCAUUUUUUCAUAA
Messenger RNA from Folsomia candida, 1445 nucleotides. Its product is annotated as ninjurin-2. The record is from RefSeq and is a predicted model, not a curated record. Bases 749 to 1291 code for a protein of 180 amino acids. NCBI's taxonomy places the organism in Eukaryota, Metazoa, Arthropoda, Collembola, Entomobryomorpha, Isotomidae. The transcript is spliced from 3 exons. Gene Ontology annotation, cellular component: membrane. Gene Ontology annotation, biological process: tissue regeneration; cell adhesion.